Molecule: messenger RNA, 834 nt
Organism: Perkinsus marinus ATCC 50983
Lineage: Eukaryota; Perkinsozoa; Perkinsida; Perkinsidae
Product: ribose-phosphate pyrophosphokinase, putative
Exons: 10
Coding region: 1-834 (277 amino acids)
Biological process (GO): purine nucleotide biosynthetic process; 5-phosphoribose 1-diphosphate biosynthetic process
Cellular component (GO): ribose phosphate diphosphokinase complex; cytoplasm
Molecular function (GO): ribose phosphate diphosphokinase activity; magnesium ion binding
Source: RefSeq, a predicted model, not a curated record
AUGGCAACAGCUGGCCUUGAAGAGAAAAAAAAAGAGAAGUGGUCGAGUUACAUUCGUGGACUUGUUACGUCCUCUCCUUCUCCAGCAGCAGAUGAAUAUGCUAGUGCUACUGCUGAUAACGAGAGUGGCCCUCCGAGACCGCAAGAAGAAUCGUUGCAAAAGGCGGUUGAUGAUGAGGAAGCGGAGUCGGAAGAAACGGAGGAGUAUUAUGUUGAUCCUGGAAAGCAUGAAUAUAUGAAAGUAUUCGCUUGCUCUGAUUCGGAGCAAUUGGCUUCGGAAAUAUGUGCGAAUUUGGCCACCACAGAAGGGAGGGUGUAUACGGGAAAGUUUGCUGAUGGUGAAGUCAUAGUUGAUAUUGUCGAUGAAGUGCGAGGCCAGGAUUGUUUUAUUAUACAACAAUUUCCUAUUAGCAAGAAGAGUGGGGUCUCUCGCAUUGAAGGUCGUGAUUGCAUUAUCGUUGAUGACAUCAUCGACAGCGGGAAGCGGAUGUCACGCACGGUGGAAGAACUGCGACAACACGGUGCUAGAAGAAUUUAUAUGUACGCCACGCACGGCGUGUUGUCGCCGGCCGCGAUGGAGCGCAUCAACCGUAGAGGAGUGACCGAGGUGGUUAUUACUAACUCGUUACCAUUCCCGGAGCAGGCUCGGAAAUGUGAAAAAAUCAGAGUGCUUUCUUUGGGUCAAGUUUUGGCUGAAGUGAUGUUGCAAAUCUACGAACAGAAAUCGGUCUCGCAAAUGUUUUGGGUGAGUACGGGUCGGGAGAAUCUUGAGGUUGUCAUGGAUAAUCAGAAGAAAGAGGGCAGCAAACGUCCCAGCGGUACGGCCACUGUCUAG